This is a messenger RNA of Selaginella moellendorffii, 959 nucleotides long. RefSeq names its product reticulon-like protein B10. The transcript has 6 exons. NCBI's taxonomy places the organism in Eukaryota, Viridiplantae, Streptophyta, Lycopodiopsida, Selaginellales, Selaginellaceae. Bases 38 to 910 code for a protein of 290 amino acids. The record is from RefSeq and is a predicted model, not a curated record.
GGGCGUUUUCUUGCGCGCUCUAGCUCGAUCUUAUAGGAUGUCUUACCAGCGGAUGCAUUCGGAUCUAUCCGGCGACAAGGCGCCAAUAGCUUCGAUGCGCAGGAUCCAGUCCGAUAUCUCCUCCGCGCAACCAGAGGUACAUUCAUGGGGUAUUGGACAGGCGCCGCCGCAGCAACAGGCCCACCAGCAGCAGCAAAUGCUGCCUAGCCAGAUACAAAUCCAACCUAGUCAGCAGCAGCAGCAGCAGCAGCAGCCACCGGCGAUGGAUCAGAAGGUCACGACGGUGGCGGGCGGGACGGCUCCAGUCCCGAGUUUGCUCCACAGGGAGCGAUCCGUUCAUCAGAUUCUUGGAGGCGGCAAAUUCGCUGACGUAGUGCUCUGGAAGCAGAAGCGCAAGUCCAUUGGUAUUCUGGGAGGCUCCACCUUGGUGUGGUUCAUCUUUGAGUGGUCUGGCUACACGCUCAUCUCGCUCGUCGCCAACAUCGUUCUUUUCCUUUUGAUCGCGCUCUUUGCGUGGGCGAAUCUAGCUGCGCUCGUCAACAGGCCUCUUCCUCCUGUUCCCGAGGUCCAGCUCUCAGACGAGAAAUCUAACAAGAUUGCCAAGCGCGUGGCCAAGGAAGUAAAUGGCGUUCUUAACUACGCACGCUCUUUGUCCACGGGAAAAGAUUUCCCAAUGCUUCUCAAGACUUGUCUCAUGUUGUGGGUUCUCGGCAACGUUGGACAAUGGUUCAGCUUGCUCACACUCAUCUAUCUCGGUGUUAUUGGAACUCUCACGCUGCCAUUAGCCUAUGAAAGACACGAGGACCAGAUUGAUCAGUUCAUCCAGAAGAUCGUCCAGAAAGCGAGGAACCAGUAUCACAAGCUUGACGAGUGCUGCCUUAGCAAACUUCCCCAGUGUUGCAAAAACUAGAGAUUCACACUUUUAAUUUAAAACGCGCCAGAAGUUCUGACGCAUUUCA